AUGACGACAAGUGAAACGGAUGCGCCACCUCGUUCGGCUGGUGCUGAGGGGGUGGUCCUUACGCAAAAGACGGACCAUCACAUCUGCCAUUUCGUCGUGGGGAAGCAGUAA
This is a messenger RNA of Plenodomus lingam JN3, 111 nucleotides long. The record is from RefSeq and is a predicted model, not a curated record. Lineage: Eukaryota; Fungi; Ascomycota; Dothideomycetes; Pleosporales; Leptosphaeriaceae.